AUGUCUUUCCCCCUCUUUGACUACUCAGACUCAGACAUCACGCUUCGUGCUACUCCUGGUGGACAGCCAGCCCAGAAACUCUCCGAAGCCAUCGAUUUUCGCGUCCAUCGCUGGAUACUAUCCCUCUCCUCGACCUUUUUCGAAGGACUACUCUCCAUUCCACAACCGCCUUCCCCUAUCGACCACGGCACUCCAGUCAUCCCAUUCACCGAGAGUCCAACUACCCUUUCCGCUCUCCUAUCGUACAUAUAUCCGGUCCGUGAACCCACGUUCGCGAGCCUCGACGAGCUCGUUCCCGUGCUCGAGGCGGUGCACAAGUACGACGUAACCGUCGCCAUCAUCAGACUUCGAGCCGCCCUCGUUUCCCCCGAUUUCCUCGCUCAAAGCCCUCUUCGCGUCUACGGCAUCGCGAGUCACUACGAGCUCCACGAAGAGGCCAAGGUCGCGUCAACAGCAACACUCGCCAUGGGGCUGAACACCCAGCCCCUUCACGAGGACCUGAAGACGACGACAGCGUACGCGUACCACGCGCUCCUCCUGCUUCACCAGCGGCGCGCGGCAGCGGCGAUAGCCUUGCUCGUGCUGCCAGACGAGAUCCGGUGCAUGCACUGCAGCCAGCGCAACCAUGACGUGCCGCCGCGAUGGUGGGCGCCGUUCCGAGCGGCCGCGGUGGAAGAGCUGCGGGCCCGUCCGGUGUCGGCCGUGGUGGUCUCGAUGUCGUUCUUGCAGCGCGCUGCUCAGAAGGCGGGCUGCGAGCGCUGUGCGGCGUCCAUCCUGGCGUCCGCGUGGUGGUUCGAGCAGCUGGCGCAGCGGAUCGACGCGCUCCCGGCGACGGUGUGA
Molecule: messenger RNA, 840 nt
Organism: Epithele typhae
Lineage: Eukaryota; Fungi; Basidiomycota; Agaricomycetes; Polyporales; Epitheliaceae
Exons: 1
Coding region: 1-840 (279 amino acids)
Molecular function (GO): protein binding
Source: RefSeq, a predicted model, not a curated record